Messenger RNA from Anopheles marshallii, 3099 nucleotides. Its product is annotated as chromatin-remodeling complex ATPase chain Iswi-like. The coding region runs from base 1 to 3099 and encodes 1032 amino acids. Lineage: Eukaryota; Metazoa; Arthropoda; Insecta; Diptera; Culicidae. Gene Ontology annotation, molecular function: ATP binding; DNA binding; histone binding. The transcript is spliced from 3 exons. Gene Ontology annotation, cellular component: nucleus; chromatin. Gene Ontology annotation, biological process: regulation of transcription by RNA polymerase II; nucleosome organization. The record is from RefSeq and is a predicted model, not a curated record.
AUGUCCAAGGAGGAGGAAAACGCGGCAAAAGCGACCGACACAAACGAAAACUCGAAUGGAUCCAACUCAGACACCACUUCGUCGAACACAAAGGAACCGGACUAUGAUGCAACUCUGAAGACUGAUCGCGGGAAGCGGUUCGAGUUUCUGCUCAAGCAGACGGAAAUCUUUUCCCAUUUCAUGAACACGGCACCAAGCAAGAGCACACCACCGAAAGCACCGCGGGGCCGCAAGCCGAAGGUGGAUAAAAAUGCUGAUCCAGGUGACCAUCGGCAUCGCAAGACGGAGCAGGAAGAAGACGAAGAAUUACUGGCGGAAACAGCGCAAAAAACGAAAACACUGUUCCGCUUCGAGGCGUCUCCACCCUACAUCAAAGCCGGUGAGAUGCGUGAUUAUCAGAUUCGUGGCCUGAACUGGAUGAUAUCGUUGUACGAAAACGGUAUCAAUGGUAUCCUAGCGGAUGAGAUGGGACUGGGUAAAACGUUGCAGACAAUUUCGUUGCUAGGCUACCUGAAGAAUAUUUGCAAUAAUCCUGGACCGCAUAUAGUGAUCGUGCCGAAAUCGACGCUUCAGAAUUGGGUGAAUGAGUUCGAACGCUGGUGUCCUUCGAUUCGGGCAGUGUGUCUGAUUGGUGACCAGGAAAAGCGCAUAGCAUUCAUUCGCGACGUGUUGAUGCCGGGUGAAUGGGAUGUUUGCAUCACCUCGUACGAGAUGUGCAUUCGUGAGAAGUCCGUGUUCAAGAAGUUCAAUUGGCGUUACAUGGUGAUCGACGAGGCGCAUCGUAUCAAGAAUGAAAAGUCGAAGCUGUCGGAGAUUUUGCGUGAAUUUAAAACGGCAAAUCGAUUAUUGCUGACCGGAACGCCGUUGCAGAACAAUCUUCACGAGCUGUGGGCAUUGUUGAACUUCUUGCUGCCGGAUAUUUUCAACAACGCGGAAGAUUUUGACAGCUGGUUCGAUGCAAACCAGUGCUUGGGUGAUAAUUCGUUGAUCGAGCGGUUGCAUGCCGUGCUGAAACCGUUCUUACUGCGUCGUCUGAAGUCUGAGGUCGAGAAGCGGCUGCUACCGAAGAAGGAGGUGAAGAUCUUUGUAGGAUUGUCGAAAAUGCAACGCGAGUGGUACACAAAGAUCCUGAUGAAGGACAUUGAUGUGGUGAAUGGGGCUGGAAAAGUAGAGAAGAUGCGACUGCAAAAUAUUCUGAUGCAGCUGCGAAAGUGUACCAACCAUCCGUAUCUGUUUGAUGGAGCAGAACCUGGCCCACCAUACACGACCGACUACCAUCUGCUGGAGAACAGUGGCAAGAUGGUGGUUCUUGACAAACUGCUAAUGAAGCUACAAGUGCAAGGAUCGCGAGUGCUGAUCUUCAGUCAGAUGACACGUAUGUUGGAUAUUCUUGAAGAUUUUUGCUAUUGGCGAGGCUAUCAGUAUUGUCGACUCGACGGAAAUACGCCGCACGAAGAUCGGUCAAACAUGAUUGCCGAUUACAACUCCGAAAACAGCACCAAGUUCAUCUUCAUGUUGUCGACCCGUGCCGGUGGUCUGGGCAUCAACUUGGCUACCGCCGAUGUGGUCAUCAUCUACGACUCCGAUUGGAAUCCACAGAUGGAUUUGCAAGCGAUGGACCGAGCACAUCGUAUUGGGCAGAAGAAGCAGGUGCGAGUAUUCCGACUCAUCACGGAAAACACCGUAGAAGAAAAGAUUGUCGAACGAGCGGAGGUGAAGCUGAAACUCGACAAGCUCGUAAUUCAGCAGGGUCGAUUGGUGGACAACAAGACUAACCAAAUAAAUAAGGAUGAGAUGUUGAAUAUCAUCCGUUUCGGCGCUAAUCAUGUGUUCCAGUCCCGCGAUUCUGAAAUCACCGACGAAGACAUUGACGCGAUUUUACAGAAAGGCGAAGAGAAGACGCAAGAACAGAUGGCAAAGCUGGACAAGCUGGGCGAGAGUUCGCUGCGGAGUUUCACUCUCGAUGCAGACAAUCUCGAGAAUCGAUCGUUGUACCAGUUCGAGGGUGAAGAUUAUCGUGAGAAGCAAAAGCUGCAAACUCUUGGUUCUUGGAUCGAACCGCCAAAGCGUGAGCGGAAGGCAAAUUAUGCGGUCGAUGCGUACUUCAAGGAAGCAUUGCGUGUGGCCGAACCGAAAGCACCGAAAGCGCCACGACCACCGAAACAACCGAUCGUGCAGGACUUUCAGUUUUUCCCGCCAAGAUUGUUCGAGUUGCUCGAUCAGGAGAUCUAUCAUUAUCGCAAGACGGUCAACUACAAAGUGCCGAAGAACUCGGAUCUUGGCUCAGAAGCGAACAAGGUGCAACGUGAAGAGCAGAACAAAAUCGAUGAAGCAGAACCGCUGACGGAAGAGGAACUGGUCGAGAAGGAAUCACUGUUGAUGCAAGGUUUCACCAACUGGACGAAGCGUGACUUCAAUCAGUUUAUCAAGGUGAACGAGAAGUACGGUCGGGAUGAUAUCGAGAAUAUAUCUCGUGAGAUAGAGGGCAAGACACGAGAAGAGGUGAUGGAAUACAGCACGGUAUUUUGGGAACGCUGUCACGAACUGCAGGAUAUUGAUCGCAUCAUAAGUCAAAUUGAGCGUGGUGAGGCAAAGAUUCAACGGCGAGCCUCUAUCAAACGUGCGCUGGACAGUAAGAUGGCAAGAUAUCGAGCACCGUUUCAUCAGUUGCGCAUUGCAUACGGAAACAAUAAGGGUAAAAAUUACACCGAGGAGGAAGAUCGCUUCCUCGUGUGUAUGCUGCACAAGCUUGGAUUCGACAAGGAGAACGUGUACGAAGAAUUGAGAGUGGCAGUCCGGUGUGCACCACAAUUUCGCUUCGAUUGGUUCCUGAAAUCUCGUAAUGCACUUGCGUUGCAACGUCGUUGUAAUACACUCAUUACAUUGAUCGAGCGCGAAAACCAGGAAAUCGAAGAAAAGGAACGAUUGGAGAAGAAGAAGAAAACAGGUGGUGGCAAUGUGGCUGGCGUAGGAGGAGGCAGCGUUGGUGGAGGAGGCGGGGGCGGGGGCGGGGGCGGGGCAGCACCAAAGUCGAACCAGAAGCGCAAAGCCGAUGCCACUGCUGUGUCGAAUGACAAGAACAAAAAGAAGAAAAAGUAG